AUGUUUAGAGCGAGUUAUACUUUCGACCCCCUUAUCCAUCCCCCGCGGCCUCCCACCCCGUCGCGCGCCUCGUCGCCUAGUCGCACGCCACUUCCCCUCGUCGCGCGCGCCCUGCCCUACCUCGUCGUGCGUCCUGCCCUCCCGUCGCGCGCAAGCGCUCUGCCUCUGCCGUCGCGCGCGCACGACCUGCCCGCCGCCAUCACUCUCCCCGCCGCCCAUUCUCUCCUUUCCGCGGCCGCCCUCCCUUCCCCCCCUUUCGCGGGCAUUUUCCCCUCCCUUCGUGGUGCGCCGAACCCCUCCUUUCCCCCCCUUCUCCUGCCUCUUUCGCACCACCUCCUCCCUCUCCGCUCAUCACAUCCGCCUCUUACACUCCUCCCCCUCUCUUCUCUCCUCCCUACCCUUCGUGCUCCUCCUCCCUUCCUCCACCUCCUUUCUCUCUGCCUCUCCUGCAACUAG
Messenger RNA from Closterium sp. Naga37s-1, 456 nucleotides. The record is from the annotation of a GenBank genome assembly. NCBI's taxonomy places the organism in Eukaryota, Viridiplantae, Streptophyta, Zygnematophyceae, Desmidiales, Closteriaceae.